AUGGCUUCCUUUUCCCGUCAAUUCGCCCGCGUCGCGACCCGCAACACCUUUGCCUCGGUCGUGCCCCGGCAGGCCCUUCGCAGCGGCCGCCGCUUCUACUCCUCGGAGGCGCCCAAGAAGUCGUCCUCUGCCAGCCUUCUCUACCUGGGCGGCGCGGCCGCCGCCGGCGGUCUCGGCUACUGGUUCUACGCCAACAACUCUGCCUCUGGCAGCAAGCUCACCAACCCGACGCAGGCCGACUACCAGGCCGUGUACAAUGCGAUUGCGUCGCGACUCGAGGAAAAGGACGACUACGACGACGGCAGCUUCGGUCCCGUGCUGGUGCGCCUUGCCUGGCACGCGUCGGGCACGUACGACAAGGAGACGGGCACGGGCGGCAGCAACGGCGCGACGAUGCGCUUCCAGCCGGAGUCGAGCCACGGCGCCAACGCCGGCCUGAUUGCAGCUCGUGAUUUCCUGGACCCUAUCAAGGCCCAGUUCCCGUGGAUCACCUACUCGGACCUCUGGAUCCUCGGUGGCGUUGCCGCCAUCCAGGAGAUGCAGGGGCCGAUUGUGCCAUACCGCCCGGGCCGCGCCGACCGUGACAUUGCCGCCUGCACGCCGGAUGGCCGCCUUCCCGACGCCACCCAGGGCAGCGACCACCUCCGCAGCAUUUUCUACCGCAUGGGCUUCAACGACCAGGAGAUUGUCGCGCUGUCUGGCGCGCACGCCCUCGGUCGCUGCCACCGCGACCGCUCCGGCUUUGACGGCCCCUGGACCUUUUCCCCGACCGUCAUGACCAAUGACUUUUACACGCUGCUUCUCGAGCAGAAGUGGGAUUGGAAGAAGUGGGAUGGUCCCAAGCAGUACGAGGAUAAGAGCACCAAGAGCCUCAUGAUGCUGCCCACCGAUAUGGCGCUGGUUCAGGACAAGGCUUUCCGCCAGCACGUCGAGCGCUACGCCAAGAGCAACGACGAGUUCUUCAAGGACUUCUCCGCCGUCAUCCUGCGACUUUUCGAGCUCGGCGUCCCUUUUCCUGCCGGCAGCGAGUCGCAGCGCUGGAUCUUGAAGCCUACCUGGGAUGAGAGCAAAUAG
Messenger RNA from Cordyceps militaris CM01, 1074 nucleotides. RefSeq names its product cytochrome c peroxidase. The record is from RefSeq and is a predicted model, not a curated record. Gene Ontology annotation, molecular function: peroxidase activity; heme binding. The transcript has 2 exons. Gene Ontology annotation, biological process: cellular response to oxidative stress; hydrogen peroxide catabolic process; response to reactive oxygen species. Lineage: Eukaryota; Fungi; Ascomycota; Sordariomycetes; Hypocreales; Cordycipitaceae. Bases 1 to 1074 code for a protein of 357 amino acids.